CCCCGCCCGUUUCCCGCCCCGAGGGCCUGGCUUGUUCCCGCCCCAGCCCGCGCCUCUCGUCUGCGACCCAGCUGCUUCUGCUGAAGGCGGAGGCUCCAUGUUGUCCCGUCAGCGAGCUGUAGCGGCUGUCUUGGGAGGAGCAGGUGAUGCCAUGGAGUGCGAAAAGCCUGGUCCAGUGCAGGUUGUUUGUGUUCACAAAGACCAACAUUCCUUUGAAUUAGAAGAGAAAGCCUUGGCCAGCGUCCUGUUGCAGGACCACAUCCGAGAUCUUGAUGUGGUGGUGCUGUCAGUGGCUGGUGCCUUCCGAAAGGGCAAGUCCUUCUUUCUGGACUUUAUGCUACGAUACUUAUAUUUUCAGAAGGAAGGUGGCCAUUCUAGUUGGUUGGGAGACCCAGAAGAACCAUUAACGGGAUUUUCAUGGCGAGGAGGCUCUGACCCGGAAACCACUGGGAUUCAAAUCUGGAGUGAAGUUUUCACUGUGGAGAAGCCAGGUGGAAAAAAGGUUGCAGUUAUUCUGAUGGAUACCCAGGGGGCAUUUGACAGCCAGUCAACCGUGAAAGAUUGUGCUACCAUCUUUGCUUUAAGCACCAUGACUAGUUCUGUUCAGAUUUACAAUUUGUCCCAGAACAUUCAGGAAGAUGAUCUUCAACAGCUGCAGCUCUUCACAGAAUAUGGUCGUCUGGCAAUGGAUGAAAUUUCCCAAAAACCAUUCCAGACAUUGAUGUUUUUGGUUCGAGACUGGAGUUUCCCUUAUGAAUACAACUAUGGCCUACAAGGAGGAAUGGCAUUUUUGGAUAAGCGUCUACAGGUGAAGGAACAUCAACAUGAGGAAAUUCAGAAUGUUCGAAAUCACAUUCACUCGUGUUUUUCCAGUGUCAACUGUUUUCUCCUACCACACCCAGGACUCCAAGUGGCCACAAGCCCUGACUUUGAUGGGAAAUUGAAAGAUAUUGCCAGUGAAUUCAAAGACCAGUUACAGACACUGAUACCAUUUGUAUUAGACCCAUCUAACUUAAUGGAAAAGGAGAUCAAUGGCUCAAAAGUCACCUGUCGGGGACUACUGGAGUACUUUAAGGCAUAUAUUAAAAUUUACCAAGGAGAAGAUCUGCCUCACCCCAAAUCCAUGCUUCAGGCCACUGCUGAAGCCAACAAUUUAGCAGCUGCAGCCUCUGCCAAGGACAUUUAUUAUAACAACAUGGAGGAGGUUUGUGGGGGAGAGAAACCUUAUUUGUGUCCAGACAUUUUAGAAGAAAAGCACGGUGAAUUCAAACAACUUGCUCUGGACCAUUUUAAAAAGACCAAGAAGAUGGGUGGGAAAGAUUUCAGCCUUCGUUACCAGGAGGAGCUAGAAGAGGAAAUCAAGGAACUUUAUGAGAACUUCAUCAAGCACAAUGCUAGCAAGAAUGUCUUCAGCACCUUCCGCACCCCUGCGGUGCUGUUCACAGGCAUUGUGGCUUUAUACAUAGCCUCGGCCUUUGCUCACUUUGUUGGUCUUGAGGCUGUGGCCCAGCUGUUCAACUGUAUGGUUGGACUGCUGUUAAUAGCGCUGCUCACCUGGGGUUAUAUCAGGUAUUCUGGUGAAUAUCGUGAGCUGGGUGGAGCUAUUGAUAACGGUGCAUCGUACGUAUUAGAGCAGGCUACUUCUUAUAUGUGUAAUUCCACUCAGGCGGCUUUGAGGGAUGCAAUUGUUGGGAAACAACCGGUGGAUAAAAAAGCUCAAUAACAUCUUAACGUGAGGAUCCAACAAGAACCUGACCAGCCCCCACUGAUUUCUGGGUUUCUGCCGUGGCCACAGGUCCGAUUCCAGAGGAAAUGGCAGAUGUGAGACCAUCCAGGAAGAGCUGAAACACGGACUGUAAUAAAUGAAACAGACCUCUCCUGUGGUUUCCACUUCUUAAACACACUUCCAUUUCUGCUGGAAGCAUUGCUUUCCUUGCUGAUGUAGACCCAAGCCUAUGUCUGUUUUCUUAAUGCUCUCUGCUUUGUGCACUUUAUGGGGAAAAAGUUAAAGGAGAAAAUGUAAUGUAGCUUUAAGUCCUUUAUGUGCCACUUAGUGCCUUUUAAGAUUGAAUCCAUGAUUGUGUGGACACGAUGGGGAAGGGAUGGAGGAUAACCUCAAGGAGGAUGCCAUUUUGAGGUGUAACUUACCAGUUCUUUUAUACCCUACUCUUUUGAGUAGGAUUCCUUUUUUUAAGGUUUACCAAACUUGCAAAAGCUUCAGAACUAAAGACUGGCAGAAAACAAUGCCAGUAUACUAUAAAAAUCUUAACUAUAUUAUCAGAAAAUCCUAUUUGCCAUAUAGUAUAGAAAAAUCACAUAUUUAAAUAUACCAUACUCUGAAGUUUAAGAUCUUUUACCUGACAGGCUGAAUAUUAUGUUGCAGCAUGCUCUGUUUUUUGCCUUCAUUCUUGUAGCUUCUUUCUAGAAAAGAGGGCAAACAGGCCUGUAAAAGCCAGAGUGGCUCAUAAUAAAAGGAGUGAGCUGGAUGUUUUGAGAAAAAAAGUCCGAUUUUAAAUGAACCACGUGACCUCUGAUAAGUCACUUGAACUUGUGCCUUGGUCAGAUUCGCUGUUUAUAGGUUUGUAUAUGUAUAUAGAUUAUACAUGACUUUCACACACAAUUGUCUUUUGAGAGUUCUGCAUAAGGACUUAUUAAGGAUUAGAGGAAAAACUUUACCAAAUAUUACUGCCUUUAAUUGAUGUCGUUAUUUCGUGUGGCAUAGCAGCAAUUCAGGUCUUUGUCCACAAUGUUUAUUUGCGUUCUCCUAUGCACUAUCUAAUAUAUUUUUAAUAAGGAAGCUGUAAUUAUCAACUUUAUUUAGUACAUCUUCCUUUAUUUAACUUUACUUGCCACUAGUCUGGUAGCUUUAAAAUAGCUUUGGCUUAGUAAGGACCAAAGUCCUACCCAAGUACAGACAACAUAUAGAAAUAUCUAAGAAUUCUUUUUUGUUUACCUUGAUUGUGUUACGAAAAAUUUUUAUUUGAUUGUCUUUUCCUUUGAUUUGUAAUGGUGAAUUAUUAUGGAUUUUAAAACUUCUUAAAACUAGCCCACAAGUAUUUAUGCAAACAUUCAGGUGUAUGAGCCUUAAUUUUUCAAGAUAAUUUAAUUUUUAUUGUGGGAGAGAGAUAGGAAGACCUAAUUAAAAUCUGAGUGUAAAUUUUAUACACAUGAAGUAUGAAUGGGAGGUAGGGGAAUUAGCACGUAAUUGCUUUAUCAAAGAAUUUUCUUUUGACCACUUUAACCUAUUACCUCAGAGGUGUUUUUAUAAGUCCUGAAUUAAUUCCAAGCAUUCUGUGUUUUUUUCCUUAUUUACCUACUACUUUGUCCUGAAGUUCAUGCUAUUUUAUUCACUUGGCCCAUUAAAUCUUAGCAAACUUUAGGCUUGUUCUAAGAACUGUUAAUUGCUUACCAAUGAUGCUAAGCUUUGACUGUUAAAUUGAAAGUUUGCUACUAAGAUUUUAUGCAUUUUCAGGUGGCCUCUCAUCUUACUAGUAGGCCUUAUAGGUGUUCAGAUACUUAGCUUUUUAAAUGUAUUUUACAAGCAAAUUUAUAGAUUUCAGAAUAAUUAACUGUCAAAAGCAGUCCUGCUUUUAUUGGUGAGAAAAGAUGAUAUGUCCAAAAUGCAUUCUAAUACUGAAGUAUUAAAAGUAUUAAUCUUUUUUUUAAAUAUGUGACAAUGUAUGAUUUAAUUAAAUCUUAGGAUUUAGUUACUGUUUAAUUUUACCAUUUCUCUUUUGGUCUUACAAAAGAGUGACCUUGGUUUAAUCACUCUGGGGAAGCCUUAUUUUUGUCUUUACCUGCCUCUGGAAACUGUUUAGAAAGUUACCACAGUAAGAGUUCUUAGGAACUUUCUUUGGCCUUUCUUCUCUCUUAACAAUAAAUUGAUGGUUUUAUACCAACUUUUUUUUUUUGUAAGAGAUGCAUUCUCAUUGCUGGCUAUGGUAGUCAUAGGGAUGUUUAUUGCCAGGUUGAAGAGAAUGUCUUUUACUUCUUAACUUCCCUCAGCCUUUAGUUUGUGGGUCAGGGACAUUUCUUAGGAGUGCAGAUGUGAGUGAUGGUUCAGUGUUUGUUGCUCUGCCACUCCUGGCUGGCCUUUCCACGCAGGUAUUUUUAAUUUGCACAUUCCUAACGAUAUAUGAAGCACAUUCCUAUUAAUGUGUAGAUGGAAGUCUCCAAAAUUUUCUAUUCAAAUAACUCAUUUCAGGGAAGUUAAAUGUUGCUAAGUUUUUUUUCCUUCUUCCAAUUAGCUUCUUACAGUAAAAAUAAUAGAAUCAAAGUGAUACUGAGAAAUCUUUCUAGUUUAGUUUGUAGAUAAAAUACGAGGACAAAACUAUCAGGUAUGAUCAUAAAACCAUCUUCAGAGUCAUACCUUAUUUUAGCAGUGUACUAAGAAAUCUGUUCCAUGGAGGUUUGUAUUAACACCAACUUUAUGUGUUGUCUGUUUGCCUGCAAAUGUUAAUUGUUUUACUUGUUCUCUUUUUUCUUACAUGAAAUAAAAUGCUUUGGGCAAACGAACAAACAAAAAACUGCCCUGCACUGGCAGUCUCUUUCUUCAGCAGAUCAUACCUAAUGUUCACAUGGAUUAUAAAAAUGGUGCCUUAGAUAGGGUGAGUUUGGAUAAGCAUAUACGCCAUAUGAGUUAUAGAGAAAUCAAGUAGGUCUUUUCAAGUCCAGGCAAGAGGUUUAUUUUUUCCUAGGGUUUUAUUUUUUAAACAGUGUAAUUUACAUGGAUGUUUUCGCAGAAUUAUUCUUGAAAUGUAAUUGAGAUGAUUUGACAUUUCCAUUUAAGGUAGCCAACGGUGGACUACAUCAUUUGGCUUACAUUUGGAUCCAACAGAAUUUUAGUCAAGGAAAAAGGACAUGAUGAAGACAAACUUCAGUUAUGAAAAUACAGACCAUUUAUGUGAUUUUUUUUUUAAUGACGUUAAGAAACCCAUUUAAAAGAAUUUGCAAUUGAAUAUUUUUUCUUAUGUAGUGAUGAAGUUAUAUUGUAACUAUGUUUUGGGUAGUGGUUCUCAUCUACCUUGGAGUACAUAAAACUUCCUAACAGGUUUGUUUAAAAAUUCAUAUUCCCAUCUUGAUACCCAGGGAUUGCCUCAGUCGGUCUGGGCUGUGGCUCUGGAAUCACUGUUUUUAUAAACAGGUUGUUGAGAGACCACAGUGAGAGAAACUGCUCCAUGGGAUGGGAAGUACCAAUGAGAAGGUGCAAUUCACCGUUGUCUGGGAAUAAGUGGACAGCUUUUACCUGAGGUACAGAACCGGUGAUCUAUUGCCAGAUACAAUCCCUGAGAGUUUACUAUGUUCAGGUUAAUAAGGAUGCUUUAUAAUCCAGAGGAUUGUAUAAGCUCCUCAAAGCUGUUUUUCUAAAUUAAGAUGUCAUAGUGCCUUCUCUGAAACCUGAUGUACAAGUAUCCUAUUUACUAAUAGAUGUAAUUAAAAUAAAAAAAAAAAUUUGAUAGCCAUUUUUCCUUUUAAAAAGCAAAAUUCAGCACUGUGACUUGAAUUCCUAAAUCUCUCACACACAUACAUAAAACUUUAAACCACAAAUAAAGAUAAUGAACAAGAAAGAAUGACAGGAUCAUAACUUUGAUAAUUAAGGACAAAAGUACCCCAUAUCAUAAACUU
Messenger RNA from Trichechus manatus latirostris (Florida manatee), 5625 nucleotides. RefSeq names its product atlastin GTPase 3 (gene ATL3). The record is from RefSeq and is a predicted model, not a curated record. NCBI's taxonomy places the organism in Eukaryota, Metazoa, Chordata, Mammalia, Sirenia, Trichechidae. The coding region runs from base 98 to 1723 and encodes 541 amino acids. Gene Ontology annotation, biological process: protein homooligomerization; endoplasmic reticulum organization. The transcript has 13 exons. Gene Ontology annotation, molecular function: GTP binding; GTPase activity.